CCCCUCUCCGUGGUGUUGCGCUGGUGUGAUACGUGCGGGACUCCUCACUGAGCCGUGGGGGACGUUUGGUGGUGCGUCCCUCACUGCUCGCUGAAGCGGCCACCACGCAUCGACGCAGACGCAGAGAGAAACCACACCAGUCACCCCACAGCCGGACACACCAUAACAAACGAACACAUCCAUCCAUCCAUCCACACGUCAUGACGCCACAGGCCCUCCCUGGCUCCUCGCUGCCUGGCUGCUGGGAAUUCUGUUGCCUUGUGCUGUGGUGGUGUAGUGUGUGUUGUCAGCUGUGCAGUGAGUGUCGCCGAAAGGGGCAGAGUCACUCCUUUACCAGCCAGCCAGCAUAGGCAAUAGGUAAAGGAGUGCAUGACACGCAAGCAGUCAGUCCAUGCACAGAAACAUGGAAGUCGGUUAUUGAUCAGGUUGUGAAGUUCCCACCGCACAGUCACACACACACACACAUGCACCCCAAUGAGCCGCAUGCACUGUUCCAUUCAUUCGCCCGUGUCUUGUGUGUCAGUCUGUGAUCGGUUCGACGGCCACCGCACACAGAGAGCGAUGAUGGACACUCACUGUGUGAGGUGGCGAUCGAGUCCAUGACAGUCAGCGCACCAACACACGAUGCACACCAAAACAAACCAACACAGAGAACCAAACAGACCACCCCAUCUCUCUCUCUCUCUCUCUGGCUCUCACACACGAGUACAUGAAACCCAUAGGAAGGAUUGUAGUCUGUCUGUCUGUCUGUCUGAUUGUGUGUCAGACAGACAGAAGCAGGCAUGCGUACGUGUAGCGUAGCGUGUGGGUGUAGUGAGGUCAAGUCACAUUCGCAUAUCAAUCAUUACCCCCCGUCAGACAGCACAGCCGGAGGGGACGGCUGUCUGAUUGGAUUGCCAUCCAUAUAUGCGUCACCCCAAUACACAGGCAGGCAAAACAACAAAUACAGCUUCCCUCCGGUGGCUGGACAUGGCCACGACCAGCCCACGCGCACCUCAUUGUGUGUGCAGGUACUUACGAAUUGCAUGGUAUGGCAUGGCGAGGGGGAAAAAGGCAAAACACGCCAUUGCCAUGCCAUACCAUGCAAUUCGUAAGUACCUGCACACACAAUAAGCUGGCCUUCCUUGCUGCCUGCCGCAGUGAGUGUGUACUGUCUGUCCGACGCGCACAAUCGAGCCAUUGACUGGUCAUCUCAUCACACCAACACGGAAAUGCCUCGCCUGUCUGCUUGCCUGCCUGCCUAUCUGUCUGUCCAUGUGGCCCGCUCGGCGAUGCAAUGCCCCUGUGCAUGAGUGAGUGAGUGAGUGAGUUCACACCCCGUGUGUGUGCACGCACGUGUGGUGUGAAUUCGAGUGUCCAUGCCGUUCCUAAGAAACCAAGGGCUGUGCGCCUCUCGAGGGGCUGGGCUGCAUAUACGUCUGUUCGCGAAGCAAGUAUACGUGUGUGUGCUGGUAGGCAGUGGGAAUAUCCACACAUUCACGCAGGGGAUACGGUAGUUCAAGACACCCAUCCAUCAUGCAAUUGCAAACCAGGCGAACGGACGGGCAGCCAUGAACAGACAGACAGACAGGCAGACAGACAGACAGACAGGCAGCCAGGCAGAGAAGAUACAUACAAUCGGCCAGCCAGGCCCUUUCACACCAAAGGAUGGAGAAUAAAGAGAGAGAUACAUCGUCAGUUGUCAGUCAAAUGCGAUUGACAGGCGGACUAAUUGGUCUGCCAUAAAAAACACACCACAUGGCCAUGCAUUCACGUCACACAGGAUUUCAUGAAUGAAAUGCACGCGAUUUCUGUGCGUUUGUGCGCGUGUACGCACUCGAGAAAAACAGCCCACCCCCCACCCACCCCCGCACCACACCGUCUCAAUCAAUCAAUCACGACAUCGCAGCUCACUAACCCCUCCCCUCCCAAUCAGCCAGCCAUGCACUGGACACAUCAGGCACAUACAGGCGCCCUUCAUCUGCCACGUUUGGCGGUGAGCGAAUUUCCCAACCAUCUGCUCGUUUCGCCUGUGACGGUGAAGUCACUGCCGAGCCGGGUGCCCCCAGCGAUGUGGUCACCCACAUCUGCUGCGGCCGGCCAUGUCGCAUCUAGUUGCUGCAGCCCUCUCAGGCUCUGGCAGAUCGCUGAGAGGCCCCAACGGAUGUGACUACCCGCAUCCUCCACACCCUCAGGCACUGAAGGGACACCACAGGACACACGCAGCCAGGGAUUCAUCAAGUGAGGAGAGAAACACCUGCUCAAACCUUCAUUCGGCUUACCAGUCAGGUUGAGUUCUACUUUGCCGAUGGUUGGCAGUCUGGCGGCAGCAUCCUGGUGAUCCACCAGCAGCCUCAGAUCUACGCCAUACAUCACCAACAUCUCCACCUCUCUGUCCCUCCCCAACCCCUCCAGCAGAUGAAUGCUGUCCGCGAACGGCACACCAUGGUCGACCACGAGCUUCUUGACCUUCUUGGGCAU
Molecule: messenger RNA, 2460 nt
Organism: Vitrella brassicaformis
Lineage: Eukaryota; Vitrellaceae
Source: the annotation of a GenBank genome assembly